Molecule: messenger RNA, 1080 nt
Organism: Hevea brasiliensis (rubber tree)
Lineage: Eukaryota; Viridiplantae; Streptophyta; Magnoliopsida; Malpighiales; Euphorbiaceae
Product: beta-mannosyltransferase 4-like
Exons: 3
Coding region: 1-1080 (359 amino acids)
Source: RefSeq, a predicted model, not a curated record
AUGGGUGAUGCUAUGAAGGCUAUAAGAAGAAUCGAAAAGGAAAGAGAAGAAGAAACCGAAGUUAAAAGUAGCGAUGAAGAAACAGAGACAAUGGCAGAGGUAGAGAGAAAAAGAAAAGGAAAGGGUAUUGCUAGGUCAGAACCUUCCAAGAAAGAGAAGAAAAUGGAGAAGGCUCCUGCUUCGAAACCCUUUGUGCAACAGAAUAUUUUCGAGCUAAGAUUCAAUUUGCCAUUUUUUAUUUUCAAAGGGAUUGCUAAGUCUAAUAAGCAUAGAAGGUUGCCAUAUGUUAUGCCUUUGACUCUUGUAUUUCAAGCUAUGGGAGUUAAUCUGAGCAAAGAAAAGAAGUUUAGCAAUCCUAUCCCCAUUAAAGAGAUAUUCAAGGCUAAUGAUGAAUCAGACAUCCCUAUAAGCAAGUUGAAAGAGAGAAGUUCUAAGAUAGAUGAAGGGGAAAGCUCUAAAAAGAAAGAGAAAAUGAAGCUGAAAAUGUCAGAUUUUGUGAAAAUAAGUAAAGCAAAUCUAGAAAUGAUGAACGAAAUCAAAGAAAUGAGUGGACUGAGCUUGAAUAUUUUAGAAAAAUCUCAUGAAUUGCAAAAGGGAAUUAUGGCUAAGAAAAAUGCAAAGAUGGAUAUGUUGAUUAAUAGAUUGGAUAGACAAGAAUGGUUCAUGAAGAAGAUGGCUCAAUUGUUGUUUAGUGAGUCUUUUGGGAAGUUUGGAGAUUUGGAAGCUACCCACAGGGUACUGCUGGUCCUAGCAAUGCAAAGGCUGCUGGAAAGUGAAGUAAAAAUUUCUGAAGUGGAAGAAGAAGAAGAAAAGGAGCAUGUGGAAACUGCUAAAAAGGAAAAAGAAAAAAGUAAGCUAGCUGAGGUUGAGGAAGUAAAGAAAAAUGAUGAGAAGGAAGAAAUUGCAGAAGAGAAAUCAGAAGCAGAACAAGGACAGGAAAAAGAAAAAUCAGGAGAAUCCUCCUCAUCUCAUACUAAAAGCAACAGCAGCAGUGAGAAUGGGAAAAGUGAAAGCAAAAAUGGUUCACGACAAGAAGAGGAGAAGGAAGAUGAUGGUAAUAAGGAAGAAGAGCAGUCAUAA